UUAACGCAAAGCAUAAAACGAAUGUAGGAAAUUGUAAAACAUUUUCCCAAAAUUCGCAGUGAGGUUGAAGAGGGAACACACGAUUAGGUAGCGAGAGAGAAGAGAAGAGAGAAGAUCGGUGUAAGAGCAAGGUAGCAGUAGCACUGUCACCACCAUUAGCAGAAUGGGAACCUUGGGCAGAGCAUUCUACGCCGUCGGAUUUUGGAUCCGCGAGACCGGCCAAGCCAUGGAUCGCCUCGGUUCUCGCCUCCAAGGCAACUACCUCUUCCAAGAACAGCUGUCCAGGCAUCGACCUCUGAUGAAUCUCUUUGACAAAGGUCCCUCCGUCCAUAGGGAUGCAUUUGUGGCCCCCAGUGCCUCCCUCCUCGGCGACGUUCACGUUGGCUCAGCCUCAUCCAUUUGGUAUGGAUGUGUUCUCAGAGGUGAUGCUAACAGCAUUGUUAUUGGAUCUGGAACUAAUAUACAAGACAAUUCUCUUGUUCAUGUUGCCAAGUCUAACUUGAGUGGAAAAGUAUUACCAACUAUCAUUGGAGAUAAUGUCACUGUAGGUCAUAGUGCUGUGUUACAAGGAUGUACUGUUGAGGAUGAGGCAUUUAUUGGCAUGGGUGCAACCUUGCUUGAUGGUGUAUAUGUUGAGAAACAUGCCAUGGUUGCUGCUGGAGCUCUUGUCAGGCAGAAUACAAGGGUCCCCUAUGGAGAGGUUUGGGGAGGUAAUCCAGCAAGAUUCUUGAGGAAGCUCACAGAAGAUGAAAUGACCUUCUUCUCACAAUCUGCCUUAAAUUAUUCCAAUUUGGCUCAAGCUCAUGCUGCGGAAAAUGCAAAAAAACUUGAUGAGACUGAAUUCGUGAAAGUUCUUAAGAAGAAAUCUGCUCGUCAUGGUGAGGAAUAUGCAGUGCUAGGUAGUGUUAAAGAAACACCUGCAGAGCUUAACCUUCCAGAUAAUGUUUUGCUAGACAAAGCUCCCAAGGCUUAGUUUUAUUUUUCUUUUCUAGUAUUUGUUUAUGUGCGAUUUUCUGGAGAAUGACUGCCUUUGUUUCCUGUAAGUUUGGAGAGCUCAAACUGUUGUCUCAAAUAUCAACACAUGUUGAACUUCUCGGCAUGUGGAUGUGGCUUUGCUCAUCCCUGUGCUAAAUAAGAAGCCCUAAUUUUUGUUUCUUCAUAAUGACUACAAUGGAACAGUUUGGUAAUAGUUCAGGCUUCCAGAGACAUAUCUACAGUUUUCGGCACUGUAGUUGGGCAUGUAUUUCAAAAUAAGAAUAUCAAUUCAUAUGCGCCGGUUGAACCUGCAUUUUCAUGAA
Messenger RNA from Cajanus cajan (pigeon pea), 1298 nucleotides. Its product is annotated as gamma carbonic anhydrase 1, mitochondrial. The record is from RefSeq and is a predicted model, not a curated record. NCBI's taxonomy places the organism in Eukaryota, Viridiplantae, Streptophyta, Magnoliopsida, Fabales, Fabaceae.